Molecule: messenger RNA, 1286 nt
Organism: Brassica oleracea var. oleracea
Lineage: Eukaryota; Viridiplantae; Streptophyta; Magnoliopsida; Brassicales; Brassicaceae
Product: vesicle-associated protein 2-1
Exons: 8
Coding region: 347-1003 (218 amino acids)
Biological process (GO): endoplasmic reticulum membrane organization
Cellular component (GO): plasma membrane; endoplasmic reticulum membrane
Source: RefSeq, a predicted model, not a curated record
UGCCACGUCUUUGGCUCUUAUUUCCAGCCUGUCGCAAACUCUCUCUUCUUCCCCGUAGUUCCCGGAGACGACACCGGAGGAACUUUGCUUCGACUUCACGUGGCCGCUCCACGAAGCGCCUUGGGUUUCUUCCCGCAUAUCUCUCUCUCUCUCUAGAAAAUUUCCCGUGCCUUGGUCACCACCAACCGAACCAGAGGAGGAGAGCGAUUUCCGGAAGAGAGAGAAAUAAGCAGAAGCGGUCUUCGCUGAUCAGACGUUGGACCCGUGACUUUUUUGUUUUAUUCUCUUCUUCUUCUUCAGGUUCGAAGGUGUAGAGAUUGAUUGAUUGAUAGAUUCUUGUGUGGCAAUGUCUGGCGUUGGCGAGAACCAGCUUAUCUCCAUUGUACCUGAUGAACUCAAGUUCCUUUUCGAACUCGAGAAGCAAAGCUACUGCGAUCUUAAAGUUGCCAAUAAAACUGAAGACUACGUUGCUUUCAAGGUGAAAACAACAUCUCCAAAAAAGUAUUUUGUAAGACCCAACACUGGUGUCAUUCAGCCAUGGGACUCCUGCAUCAUUCGAGUUACUCUACAAGCGCAAAGGGAGUAUCCUCCAGAUAUGCAGUGCAAAGACAAGUUUCUCCUUCAAAGUACCCUUGUCCCUCCACACACUGAUGUUGAUGACCUUCCCCAAGACACUUUUACAAAGGACAGUGGGAAAACGUUAACAGAGUGUAAGCUCAAGGUCUCUUAUAUCUCCUCCUCCACAACCCAAAGAUCCUCUGAAUCUGGAGCAACCAAUGGCGAUGGAAAUGGCUCUGAAACCAUCUCUACUAUACAGCGGCUGAAGGAAGAGCGAGAUGCAGCUGUUAAGCAAACACAACAGCUGCAACAUGAACUGGAGAUGGUGAAGAAACGAAGAAUGAACAGCGGAAAUGGGUUAUCCUUAAAGUUGGCAGCUUUGGUUGGACUCAUAGGACUCAUCAUCGGCUUCAUCCUAAAACUCACCUUAGCUUCUCCCACAUAAAAAGCUAGCAGCAUCUUCUCCGCAUGAUCUACCAUCUCCAACAUAUGUAACCGCAGGAAUCAAAACGGCGUCAAACAUUUUGGGGGUAUUCUACUCUGUUAACUCUCAGUAUCAAAGCUAUAUCUCUCCUUAUCCCUCUCUCUCUCUCAGUCUUUCUCUCUAUGAUCUGUUUUAGUUUGUUUUGUCCAUCAAAAAGUUUGCUUCUUUGUCAGUGAUAUUGGAUGUACAUUUUUUUGACCCAACAGAAACUUUCGUGAUUUGACUUUACUCUUUCACUACUUCA